AAAACAACUUGGCAUGAUUUGAUUGGUAGUUGUUAAAUAUGGAGAUACCCAACUUCCUCAUAUCAUAAUAUUCAAUCUCGGAUCCCAAAUAUUCUAUUCUUCUCUUCAAAAUCCCUAACACAAACCUAGUUUUUCUCAGUGCUCUACUGUUUUCAACUUCGUUCUUUAUACUAUUCUCUUCAUCAACCCAUGGCUUCCGAUUCCAAUUCAAAUCUUAGAAUCACCAUUGAAAGCAAUCCUCCAGAGUCACGUCUAGCUGAAUUGAAUAUCAAGUGUUGGCCCAAAUGGGGCUGCUCUCCAGGGAAGUACCAAUUAAAGUUUGAUGCUGAAGAGACAUGCUAUUUGUUGAAAGGGAAGGUGAAGGCAUACCCAAAAGGGUCAUCAGAGUUUGUAGAGUUUGGUGUUGGAGACCUUGUGACCAUCCCAAAAGGACUCCAUUGCACUUGGGAUGUUUCAGUUGCUGUGGAUAAGCACUACAAAUUUGAAUCAUCUUCUUCUUCUUAGUGCAUGCUUUGGACCACUCAUCAAUUAACAUUGUAUAUUGUCAUUACAUUAUGUUUAGUUACCACUAUUAUUUCUUCCAAUUCUUUCACAGUUUCUUUCAUUAUUUAGUAUUUUGUGGAAGACAAGUGGGGUUGUUUGGUUGUUCCAAUUCUUGGUGGGUUUAGUCAAAGGAAGAACCAAUCAGUCAAAGGUAUAGCUUUAAAGAGUUAGAUAUUUGAUAGAUACAGCUUUUAAUGUU
Molecule: messenger RNA, 742 nt
Organism: Vigna unguiculata (cowpea)
Lineage: Eukaryota; Viridiplantae; Streptophyta; Magnoliopsida; Fabales; Fabaceae
Source: RefSeq, a predicted model, not a curated record